AUGGCCGCUGGUGCAGGAUGCGGGGAAUCGGUGGAUCAGUACCGGGCCGAGGUGGAGCGGCUCGCCCAGGAACUGGCCGAGGCGAACCGGGAAAAGAUCAGGGCUGCGGAGUGCGGUUUAGCUGUCCUGGAGGAGAAUCAGGCGCUGAAGCAGAAGUAUACAGAGCUAGAGACCGAACAAGAGAUCCUCAGGAAGGAGUUGGAGCAGUUACAAGAGAGUAACGAGAUGCUCGAGCUGCAACGGAGCAGAAUGAGGGAGGAGAUCAAAGAGUACAAGUUCAGAGAGACCCGGCUGCUUCAGGACUACACAGAGCUGGAGGAGGAGAACAUCACGCUUCAGAAACUGGUGUCCACACUCAAGCAGAGCCAGGUGGAGUACGAGGGACUGAAACAUGAAAUUAAGGUGCUGGAGGAGGAGACUGUCCUUCUGAACAGCCAGCUGGAAGACGCUUUGCGCUUAAAGGAAAUCUCUGAGGGUCAGUUAGAAGAAGCCCUGGAUGCCCUCAAGACUGAGCGCGAGCAGAAGAACAAUCUGAGGAAAGAACUAGCCCAUCACAUCAGCCUGGGCGACAGCGUCUACGGCGCAGGGGCCCAUCUGGCGCUAACCGUCACCGGGGUUGAAGGCCUGAAGUUCCCCGAGGAGAGCAACGGCACUAACGGCAGCGCCAUCCCUGCUGCUAAUGGCAACAAUGAGGACAACAACCGCUGCAACGGUCACUUUCACGCUGGCUCUGGGAUGGCUAAGAUGAACGGGGACUACAGACCCGGCCGAAAGGGAGAUGGCCUUCACCCGGUGCCAGAUCUGUUCAGCGAGCUCAACUUGUCAGAGAUGCAGAAGCUCAAACAGCAGCUACUGCAGGUGGAGCGUGAGAAGGCAGCACUGCUCAAGAACCUGCAGGAGUCCCAGACUCAGUUGCAGCACACACAAGGUGCCCUGACUGAACAGAACGAGCGCGUCCAUCGUCUCACAGAGCGCGUCAACGCCAUGAAACAUCUCAAUGGAGACAAAGAGCUCGAUGACCCAGAAGAGAGUGAGAAACCCAAUGGGGGGUCCUCAUCCCCAACGGCCAAUAGCCAUCAUGAUCUCGAUAUCCACGGUUUUAAGAUUCUCGAGUGUCGGUACAAGGUGGCGGUGACCGAGGUGAUCGACCUAAAAGCAGAGCUCAAGGCCCUGAAGGAGAAGUACAAUCAGGCGCAGGUAACACAGUUGGAGCGAAGUUAUCGUGAAAGCCGGGAAAGGGUUGUAAGCCUGGAGGCGGAGCUCCGAGCAACUGCGAGCACUGCCUCAGAGAGCCAGGGCAUGCUGAACGCUGCCCAGGAUGAGCUGGUAACCUUCAGUGAGGAGUUGGCGCAACUCUACCACCACGUCUGUCUGUGCAACAACGAGACACCAAACCGAGUCAUGCUAGAUUACUACCGCCAGAGCCGAAUCACACGCAACGGCAGCCUCAAAGGCUCGGAGGAUCCUCGAGCUUUGCUCUCGCCUCGCCUGGCGCGACGUCUCGCAGCAGCAUCGGCGGCCUGCUCCUCGGAGUCUCCGCGCAGCUCCACAGACUCCCCAUCCAAAGAUGCCCAGCAUAACGAGACAACGACUCACAACCCAGCGGACUCCUGCCACAGCAGCCCUACCCGCAACUACACCGGCUCCCCGGUCGUCGGCAUCUCUCCUUGCCCAUCUCCGGUACCUUCAGACUCAAGUGGGGACCUGCGGAAGGAGCCGAUGAAUAUCUAUAACUUAAACGCCAUCAUCAGAGACCAGAUCAAACACCUGCAGAGGGCUGUUGACCGCUCGCUGCAGCUGUCCAGGCAAAGGGCUGCAGCUAGGGAGCUAGCACCCAUGCUUGACAAGGACAAAGAGUCCUGCAUGGAAGAAAUACUAAAGCUCAAGUCCCUGCUUAGUACUAAGAGAGAGCAAAUAGCUACACUCAGGCUGGUGCUCAAGGCCAAUAAGCAGACAGCAGAAGGUGCGCUGGCUAAUCUGAAGAGCAAGUAUGAAAAUGAAAAGUCAAUGGUGACAGAGACCAUGACGAAGCUCAGGAAUGAGCUGAAGGCUCUGAAAGAAGAUGCAGCCACCUUCUCUUCUCUCAGGGCCAUGUUUGCGACGAGGUGUGAUGAAUAUGUGACACAGCUGGAUGAGAUGCAGAGGCAGCUAGCGGCAGCAGAGGAUGAAAAGAAGACGCUGAACUCCCUCCUCCGAAUGGCCAUCCAGCAGAAACUGGCCUUGACCCAACGCUUGGAGGAUCUGGAGUUUGACCACGAGCAGACUCACCGUACCCGCGGUGCUAAAGUGCCCAAGAUAAAAAGCAGCCCACCCAAAUCCUAAAUUUCUGGCAGACCACCAGGAACGCCGAGCAGUCCUGUCCAGCAGAAGAAGCCUUCUCUCCCCUUGCGACCCUCGUAACUGUCUGGCCCGGCAGCCCCAUCCUCCUGGCACCUAACCACGCUGGUCCUGCUCAGACCUCAGUCUGGAAGCAGUCCUGCAGAGACACAGACACACUGGACGGGGGUUCCCUCAGUUUAGCUCCCCUCCACCAAGCAGUCCAACCGGGUGCUUACUGGGCUCUGUGAUCUCACUGAGCACUACACUGCCCAGCUGUGGCCGGCCUCCUGGUUACCUGGGUCGUAGAAGAGGAGCAGGAUGCUUCCUUCAUCUCUGGAAGUGACCUACUGUCCCGGAAACACAAAACAGAGACCUGACCUGAGGCAGAAAUGCCAGUGAACACACUGAAAUCUGCCGCCCUGUUUCUCCUAGUAUUUAUUUAUAAUUUAUUCACUCUGCCAAUUAUUUAUUUCUGAUAUAUUUAUUACUUGUAUAUUUUUGUGUGUUUUCCUUUUUUGUCAUUCUGCGAGAUGGAGCUCAAAGACAGUUUUCCUGCUGUGAUGAAGACUUAAACAUUUUAGCACAUUCACUACUGUAUAUGUAUAUUUGUUUCCCCAAAAAACGUCUUCUUUUGUAAAACUUAAGGAAAUUGAAAUAUUAGAUUUUACCAGCAUAAUAAUCCCCAAAAACUCACAUAUAUGAUUUUUACAAAGGGAUGUUAGCAAAUAUGGUUUUUGUAAACAGGCUAAUGAAGGUCUAGAUUCAAAGAAUAAGAAUGUUUUUUAUUUUGUUGUUGUUUUUAUGAUGGCGAAUUGAAUUGUGUUUUGAAUCAUCAGUAGUCUGGAUGCUUGUGGACUAUUUUAUAACUCCUGCUUUGAUUUUUUUUAAUGAUUUACAGCAGGUGAUGUGUUGUUUGUCUGUUACAUAGCUCAGGUCUCUCAGAGACCGGGGUAGGUGAGUGGUUGGGUGUUUGAGAUCAAGACUAGGGCUGUUGGGCUGCGGUUUUUAUUUUGCUCUUUGAAUUGCACAGGUUUAAGUGACCGUGGAGUGAACUGACCUCCUUUUUUAACAUUAGCUAAGGACAGAGGAUUCCCCAAAGGUGUGCCUCCUCUUAAGUAACUGUCACCUUCAUCAUUGUAAUCUCACCAUUUUCUUCAGAAAACUUUUAUUAUUCACAUUAACACCCCUAAUUAUGACAUUAAGAAAAAUGUUAAUCAUACUGACAUUUUCCAUAUCCGAGCUUACGCUGUUCUCAAAACAUCACCUUGUUCAGCUUUCUCUACAUGCUUACUCCAUACAGUAUGGAGUACUGUUCAAGCACAGUUCUGCACUAUGCAUUAGAGCAAUACAGUCGCCCCUGUUUCAGACUGAUCUGGGUAAGAUUUACCAAAUCUUUUAACCAUUUCCGCCGUCAUGAACUAACCAGCAGGAUAAGAAUGAUAAAACAGCAGGAGGAGUGUUGGCGAUUUUGAUGAAGGAGCACUAUUGUCAAUUUCCUGUGUAAAAAUUGAGACAUUGUUGCUUUUGAAACACUGAGAUGGGCAGUUUG
Neolamprologus brichardi is the source of this 3868-nucleotide messenger RNA. Lineage: Eukaryota; Metazoa; Chordata; Actinopteri; Cichliformes; Cichlidae. The record is from RefSeq and is a predicted model, not a curated record.